Messenger RNA from Kazachstania africana CBS 2517, 405 nucleotides. It is a transcript of the gene MRP49, whose product is annotated as mitochondrial 54S ribosomal protein mL61. NCBI's taxonomy places the organism in Eukaryota, Fungi, Ascomycota, Saccharomycetes, Saccharomycetales, Saccharomycetaceae. Bases 1 to 405 code for a protein of 134 amino acids. The record is from RefSeq and is a predicted model, not a curated record. The transcript has a single exon. Gene Ontology annotation, molecular function: GTPase activity; structural constituent of ribosome; GTP binding. Gene Ontology annotation, cellular component: mitochondrion.
AUGUCUAAGAUACUUCGACAGAUAAAUUUCUUGAAUAAGAUAUCUUAUGUCACGAAGAAACCCCAGAUUUUUAUCAAUACUGAGAAGUAUAAUGCCAUCAGAUUGACCUUCCAAGUCCUAAAUCAUGGUGGUCACAUGGGUGCUCGACAGUUCUGGAGGAAGUAUCUACCUACUUUGCAAUUUUACAACCCCAAUUUCAGGAUAGAUUUAGUCAGAAUCAAAAAUGAAGAGAAGAAGAACGAAGUUCCCUGUGUCAUGGAAAUCAUCGGCAAGGAUAACAGUGUGGUUGAAACUAUUGAUAUGAAAGACAGACAGUACGAUUCCAUCAUGGACGAGUUACUCGAGAAGUUGGAUCACAACGUUGUUCCGGAAGAUAAACUGGUAAAAGUUGGGGAGGGACAUUAA